Messenger RNA from Acomys russatus (golden spiny mouse), 1983 nucleotides. It is a transcript of the gene Chrna5, whose product is annotated as cholinergic receptor nicotinic alpha 5 subunit. The record is from RefSeq and is a predicted model, not a curated record. Gene Ontology annotation, cellular component: neuron projection; synapse; postsynaptic membrane. The transcript has 9 exons. NCBI's taxonomy places the organism in Eukaryota, Metazoa, Chordata, Mammalia, Rodentia, Muridae. Gene Ontology annotation, biological process: chemical synaptic transmission; signal transduction; regulation of membrane potential. The coding region runs from base 1 to 1848 and encodes 615 amino acids. Gene Ontology annotation, molecular function: acetylcholine-gated monoatomic cation-selective channel activity; transmembrane signaling receptor activity.
AUGAGGACCGGCGUUCAUGUCGCUCGGUUUCCUGUUCAGCUGCAGUGUGGAGGGCUGAAGGAGCCAGUGUGGCUGGAACUCAGAAAAGGCAAGGUAGUGAUGCAGAAUUGUCGAAGGCAGCAGGACUUUCCCAAAUCUCACAGCAAGAAUGAAGUGAAAAUAGGCCAACAAAGGAAGGAUGAUUUGACCAGGGUGACCUUGCACCUACAGCAAGGGCGUGAGAGGCAGCAGCAGGGAGACAGUCAUACUGGCUUACGUGGGAAUCCAAAGUUCCACAGGCUGCCCCAAGAGGAUUACCAUGGGUUUGAAGCCAGAUUACGCCACAGAGCUGAAGAGCGGGCUGCGGGCGGCUCGGGAGGAACGAGCGGAAGUUCGGCGGCAGCUUGCGCGCCCGGUUCCUCAGGGCCCGGCGUUAUCCGCGAGGCGGCCGUCGGCGAGCGGGUGAUGGCGGCGCGGGGGUCGCGGCGGCGCGCGCUGCGGCUGCUCUUGAUGGUGCAGCUGCUGGCGGGGCGCUGGCGGCCGGCCGGGGCGGCGCGGGGCGCGCGGGGAGGGUUGCCUGAAUUAUCCUCUGCUGCAAAACAUGAAGACAGUUUGUUUAAGGAUUUGUUUGAAGACUAUGAAAAGUGGGUUCGUCCUGUGGAGCACCUGAGUGACAAAAUAAAGAUCAAGUUUGGCCUUGCAAUAUCUCAAUUAGUGGAUGUGGAUGAGAAAAACCAACUAAUGACAACAAACGUCUGGUUGAAACAGGAAUGGAUAGAUGUAAAAUUAAGAUGGAGCCCUGAUGACUAUGGUGGAAUAAAAGUUAUACGUGUCCCUUCAGACUCUCUGUGGAUCCCAGACAUCGUUUUGUUUGACAAUGCAGACGGACGUUUUGAAGGGGCCAGUACGAAAACGGUUGUCAGGUACAAUGGCACGGUCACCUGGACACAGCCAGCAAACUACAAAAGUUCUUGUACUAUAGAUGUUACGUUUUUUCCAUUUGAUCUCCAAAACUGUUCCAUGAAAUUUGGCUCUUGGACGUAUGACGGAUCCCAGGUUGAUAUAAUCCUGGAGGACCAAGAUGUGGACAGAACAGAUUUUUUCGACAAUGGAGAAUGGGAAAUCGUGAGCGCAGCGGGGAGCAAAGGAAACAGGACGGACAGCUGCUGCUGGUACCCUUCCGUCACGUACUCCUUUGUGAUUAAGCGGCUGCCUCUCUUUUACACCUUAUUUCUUAUUAUACCCUGCAUCGGGCUCUCAUUUCUGACUGUGGUGGUCUUCUACCUCCCCUCAAACGAAGGGGAGAAGAUCAGCCUGUGCACCUCAGUGCUCGUCUCUCUCACCGUCUUCCUUCUGGUCAUCGAAGAGAUCAUACCCUCGUCUUCCAAAGUCAUACCUCUGAUCGGAGAAUACUUGGUGUUCACCAUGAUCUUCGUGACACUGUCCAUUAUGGUGACUGUCUUUGCCAUCAACAUCCACCACCGCUCUUCCUCAACACACAAUGCUAUGGCGCCUUGGGUCCGUAAGAUAUUUCUUCACAAGCUUCCCAAGCUGCUUUGCAUGAGAAGUCAUGCAGACAGGUACUUGGCUCAGAGAGAGGAAACUGAGAACGGGAGUGGACCUAAAUCUAGGAACACUUUGGAGGCCGCGCUCGGUUGUAUCCGCUACAUCUCGAGGCACGUCGCGAAGGAGAACGGUGUCCGCGAGGUUGUUGAAGAUUGGAAAUUCAUAGCCCAAGUUCUUGAUCGGAUGUUUCUGUGGACUUUUCUUCUGGUCUCAAUCAUUGGGACUCUAGGGCUUUUUGUUCCUGUCAUUUAUAAAUGGGCCAAUAUAAUAGUCCCAGUUCACAUUGGAAAUACAAUUAAGUGAAAUCAAGAAUUUACACUGUGAACUGAGUUAGCAGUCAUGCAUCUCUUAGGGCAUGCAUGCAAGUAUGAAAAGGUGACAUUAUUUACCCCGUAACAGAUUAGUAACUUCUAACCUUGACUCACUGUUGCCCACUAG